This is a messenger RNA of Saccharomycopsis crataegensis, 672 nucleotides long. RefSeq names its product Dpc25p (gene DPC25). The record is from RefSeq and is a predicted model, not a curated record. Lineage: Eukaryota; Fungi; Ascomycota; Saccharomycetes; Ascoideales; Saccharomycopsidaceae. Bases 1 to 672 code for a protein of 223 amino acids. Gene Ontology annotation, cellular component: mitochondrion. The transcript has a single exon.
AUGCUAGUGAAACAUAGUAUCCACACAAAAGCAACAGCGGCAACGCAAUCCAUAUAUAAAUUUUACGAUCUAGCAUCACGUUCCAGAUCCAUAAAACAACAAAGCCCCAGCUCCAAUUCCACUCCUCCAUCUCCUAAUAACAAUAUCAGUAGUAGUGAUAAUGCUACCACCAAACCACCAGUCAAAUCCGCCACUUCGGGGUUUGUUUUUGAAGGUAAUGCCUCAGAUACCCCUUCAAACAAUAUCAUGAACAUCUUUGGUGGGCGUCUUGCCGGAGAAAAAGCCGUUAAAUCAUCGAGUCGGUACUCUAAUGUCGAAACCACUUCCAAACCUUUCCAUAUUGCAGGCGUCCCAAUCCCUUCUCCACCGACUGAGCCUGAUAAUUGUUGUAUGAGUGGAUGCAUCAAUUGUGUAUGGGAGUUGUAUAAUGAUGAUAUGAAGAACUACAACCACCAGCGGAAAUUGGCGGCAGAGAAAUUGAAGCAACAAGGAGGAGUAUGGCCAGCAAAAUACGAUCCUCCGGUGAAAUGGCUAGCUCCAGAGAAUUUACCCGAGGAAGUCAAAGGGAAGCCGAUGAAUCAAGAAACCAAAAGAUGGGAAAGUGUUAGCAUGAGUGUAUUUGCGGAUUUUGAAAAAAAUUUGAAAAAAAAAGGUCAAGAGUCACAUCAAUAG